AUGAACAAAAUGGGUGAGCAGGUAGAGGUGGAGGAGUGAGAAAGGGAACCAUGACUGCUUCCAAUACAUACUGUGUAACUGGAGCAAACGGGUACAUUGGUUCGUGCCUGGUCCAACUCCUCUUACGAAGAGGCUAUUACGUUCAUGCUACCCUCAGGGACCUUGGGAAGGGCCAUGAGUUGUGGUGUUUUGACGCGAGUAGUGAGAGACUGAAGGUUUUCGAAUCGAAAUUAGAGGAAGAGGGGAGUGACGAAGCAGUGAAGGGGUGUAUUGGAGUCUAUCAUGUGGCCGCACCCAUGCAUUUCAAUGCUACUGAAUCGCUACAACCAGAGAACUACAUUGAAUCAAAGGUGGUUCAGACUGCAAGUAAAGGAGCCUUAAACAUUCUGGGAGCCUGUUCUAGGGCUAAGUCAGUGAGGAUGGUGGUCUUCACAUCUUCCAUCAGUACCAUAUCUGCCAUUGAUGAUGAAGGAUGCUGGAGACCCUUGGUGGAUGAGUCUUGUUCGAAUUCCAUUGAUAAAGUUUGGAAUGCCAAGUCCCGUGGAUGUGUACUUCUCUUUGAUCCUGACCUUGGUCUUAGGACAUCUGAUUGCCUAUACUAUCUUGCAUAUGUUCUUUCUAAGACCAUUGCAGAGGAAACAGCCUUUGUAUAUGCAGAAGAUAAUAAUAGCAUUGAACUAGUGUCAUGUAUACCAGUCACGGUUGGCGGCCCAUUCCUGACAGCAAGUAUACCUGCAAGUAUUCGGCUUCUAAUGAAACGGUUCCCCAUUUGCAUCGUAACCAUGUCUUGGGCAAAUCCAACUGGUUAUUCAGGGCUUCCUUGGGGGGCUGUGAUGACCUAUACAAGGAGUGUAAUAAGAUGUGAAUCCCCUGAUCAAUUGGCUUCUUCAUUGCUGCCUGACCAGAUUGCUGUUCCUGAGUCCCUCAAGGUGCCAAAGACGAAAUUGAAGCAACAAUUAGAUGCUGGAAACAAUGAAUUAGUUGGUCGAUGCAGCUUCCUAAAGGACCCCUAUUGGAAUGAUAAUGCCCAUGAAAAGGAUGCAAGAACAAAUACUUCUCUGUAUUUGUUUCCACCUGGGGACCCUGAAUUGUUUCCCAUAUUAGAAGCAUUGCAUUCUAGCUUGGGCUCUAUUUCAUUGGUUCAUAUCGAAGAUAUUUGCAAUGCACACAUUUUCCUAAUGGAGCAGCCGAAAGCAGCAGGACGCUAUAUUUGCUCUGCUGGCAGUUGUAUUAUGUCUCAGAUAGCAGAUUUUUUCUCUCAAGAGUAUCCCUCUUUCAGUUUACACAAAUUUCCUGUAGAGUUCCAAGGUGCCAUUCCUUCAAGAAUAUCUUCCCAGAAAUUAACAGCUUUGGGGUUUGAGUUCAAAUAUGGUGUAGAAGAAAUACUUCAUCAGAGUGUCAGAUGCUGCUUUGAUAGAGGUUUUAUGAUGCUUUCGUCAGCGGUGAAAGAUGAUGGCUCUUGAAGAUCAAAGGCAAAUAUGGGAGAAACACCAUUGUUGCUGCUUCUUCCAAAGAUGUAUGAAUCAUGUAAAAAGAAAAAAAAAGGCAAAAGAAUUGAUGGAAUCAUUCUUUGGAUCUGUAACUCUCCUUAUUUGUCUGUCUUGUAUAACAUU
Amborella trichopoda is the source of this 1613-nucleotide messenger RNA. Lineage: Eukaryota; Viridiplantae; Streptophyta; Magnoliopsida; Amborellales; Amborellaceae. The record is from RefSeq and is a predicted model, not a curated record.